Heteronotia binoei (common prickly gecko) is the source of this 3149-nucleotide messenger RNA. RefSeq names its product spondin 1 (gene SPON1). The transcript has 16 exons. Gene Ontology annotation, biological process: cell adhesion. The record is from RefSeq and is a predicted model, not a curated record. Bases 184 to 2610 code for a protein of 808 amino acids. Gene Ontology annotation, cellular component: extracellular matrix. NCBI's taxonomy places the organism in Eukaryota, Metazoa, Chordata, Lepidosauria, Squamata, Gekkonidae.
AGGCUGCGUUUGUUAGCCAGUUUCUUCCUUGUUUUGCUUUGCUUUCUCCGGAGACAAGAAAGGGGUGGGAGGGGGGCUUUCCCCAGCCAUUUACUUCAACCUGCUCAUGUUCUGAUUUUGCAGCAACUGCUAUACGCAACACAUUUCUAUUCCCCCCCCCUCCAAAGUUGUUGGGAAACCCAGAUGAUGGGUCUUUAUUAUUAUUAUGGCUAUUUGCAAGCCUUGCAGUUACUAUCUUGGACUUUCCCCUUGAUGACAUUCGCUUCCUUCACGGAUGAAACCUUAGAGAGAGCCGCCAAAUCCGAAGGAUAUUGCAGCCGGAUUCUGCGAGCCCAAGGCACUAGGCGAGAAGGAUAUAAUGAAUUUAGCCUCCGCGUGGAAGGCGAUCCGGAAUUCUACAAGCCGGGAAACAGUUACAGGGUAACUCUUUCUGCUGCCACUCCAGCCUACUUUCGUGGAUUCACCCUGAUUGCUUUAAAAGAGGGCAAAGAGGGAGACAAAGAAGAAGACCAUGCAGGAACCUUUCAGAUUAUUGAUGAAGAAGAAACACAGUUCAUGAGUAAUUGCCCUGUGGCUGUUACUGAAAGCACGCCAAGGAGAAGGACACGUAUUCAAGUUUUUUGGACAGCACCUCCUUUGGGCACAGGCUGUGUAAUUUUGAAGGCGAGCAUUGUGCAAAAGAGAAUUAUUUAUUUUCAAGAUGAAGGAUCUCUCACCAAGAGGCUAUGUGAACAAGACUCUACCUUGGAAGGUGUGACUGAUAGACCAAUCUUAGAUUGCUGUGCUUGUGGAACUGCUAAAUACAGGCUUACCUUUUAUGGAAACUGGUCAGAGAAGACACACCCCAAAGAUUAUCCACGACGAGCCAACCAUUGGUCUGCAAUCAUUGGUGGAUCACAUUCAAAGAACUACGUACUCUGGGAAUAUGGAGGUUAUGCAAGUGAAGGAGUCAAGCAGGUAGCUGAGCUGGGAUCUCCUGUAAAAAUGGAAGAAGAAAUUCGACAACAGAGUGAUGAGGUUUUGACUGUCAUCAAAGCAAAAGCACAAUGGCCUGCCUGGCAACCACUAAACGUGAGAGCUGCGCCCUCUGCUGAAUUUUCUGUGGACAGAAUGCGCCAUCUGAUGUCUUUCCUUACCAUGCUAGGGCCCAGUCCAGACUGGAAUGUAGGAUUGUCAGCUGAGGACUUGUGUACCAAAGAAUGUGGGUGGGUCCAAAAGGUCAUUCAAGAUCUGAUACCAUGGGAUGCCGGCACUGACAGUGGGGUUACCUAUGAGUCGCCCAACAAACCAACAGUGCCUCAAGAGAAGAUAAGACCUCUCACAAGCCUUGAUCAUCCCCAGAGUCCCUUUUAUGAUCCAGAAGGAGGUUCCAUUAAGUCAGUAGCCAGAGUUGUCAUAGAAAGGAUUGCACGGAAGGGAGAACAGUGCAAUAUUGUUCCUGAUAAUGUUGAUGACAUUGUCGCAGAUCUUGCAGCAGAAGCUCCGGAAGAUGAAGAUGACACUCCAGAAACCUGCAUCUAUUCAAACUGGUCCCCAUGGUCAGCCUGUAGUUCUUCCACCUGUGAAAAAGGCAAACGAAUGAGGCAGAGAAUGCUGAAAGCUCAGUUGGACCUCAGCGUGCCUUGUCCAGAAACUCAGGACUUUCAGCCAUGUAUGGGUCCAGGCUGCAGUGAUGAAGAUGGUUCUACAUGCAUGAUGUCUGAGUGGAUAACAUGGUCCCCUUGCAGUGUGUCCUGCGGCAUGGGAAUGCGAUCAAGAGAAAGAUAUGUGAAGCAGUUCCCUGAAGAUGGUUCUAUGUGCAAAGUGCCUACUGAAGAAACAGAGAAAUGUAUUGUAAAUGAGGAAUGCUCUCCUAGCAGUUGCUUGGUGACAGAAUGGGGGGAGUGGGAUGAGUGCAGUGCCAGCUGUGGCAUGGGAAUGAAGAAACGGCAUCGAAUGAUCAAGAUGACUCCUGCUGAUGGAUCCAUGUGCAAGGCAGAAAUCACAGAAGCAGAGAAAUGCAUGAUGCCCGAGUGCCAUACUAUACCUUGUAUGCUGUCCCCUUGGUCUGAGUGGAGUGACUGUAGUGUAACGUGUGGGAAGGGAAUGAGAACACGACAGAGGAUGCUGAAAUCUGCUGCUGAGCUUGGAGACUGCAAUGAGGAACUGGAACAAGUGGAGAAAUGCAUGCUACCAGAGUGCCCUAUUGACUGUGAACUAACUGAGUGGUCCCAAUGGUCAGAAUGCAAUAAGUCUUGUGGAAAAGGCCAUAUGAUCAGGACAAGAAUGAUUGAAAUGGAGCCCCAGUUUGGAGGAGCGCCAUGCCUAGAAACAGUACAGCGCAAAAAAUGCCGAAUAAGGAAAUGCUUGAGAAAUCCCAAUAUUGAGAAAAGGCGCUGGAAAGAGCCUCGGGAGAAAAGGAGAAGUGAGCAAGCAAAAGAAGAUGUUGAUGGUGAGCAAUUUCCAGGCUGUAAGAUGAAACCAUGGACUGCUUGGUCAGAAUGUACCAAACUAUGUGGGGGUGGAAUCCAGGAGCGGUUCAUGACAGUAAAGAAGAGAUUCAAAAGCACUCAGAUCACCAGUUGCAAAGAUAAGAAGGAAUUAAGAGCCUGUAAUGUUCACCCUUGUUAGCAAAACCGGAGGCUUUUUAAAUAACGCACUCUGAGAUAAAUGUAAAAUCAACUUUGAUUUGAUUUUUUAAGAAAAGAUAUAAAUUGUGUAUAUUAGUUAUCAUUUUUGCAGUGUGGUUUGCUUAUUAGUCUUGCUGGUGCAAGAAAUAUAUUUUAUAAAUAUUUCCUCACAACAGAAUGCUGAGAGUUGCUCCAGCUAGCCCUUAAUGCAUAAAACUAGUGACAUCAUUGUGAAAUCCUGUAACUUGGAAAUUAUAGACAUCUCUGUGGAUAUACCAUGGUCAUAGAAAUAUUCCCUGUAAAUACAUGGGAUGCAUGCAUACAUGACAUUGCAAACUUAACUAUCUAUUUGGAUCCAGUUUCAGAAUAUCCAAAGCAGUGCCUCUGUGAUUAUAAAACUGUGCCAAGGAAUUAUUUCAAUAAUGCUGGUUCAAUAAUACUACAGGUGCAUAUUUAUCUUUACCAUCAUGAUGUAAAAACUGUAUUUAUAGCAAUUCUCUGACAGCUUAUUCUUCCUUAUUGAAAAUGCUAGGGCCCCCA